UCAUUAUUAAUUAUAUUAAUGACAAGAAGGCUGUGUUUAUCCACUUGCGUGUUCUUUAUGACUUUAAUCUAAAUGACUAAGAAGUCCUUUACAGUAUUUCAGCGUUUCAAAGACGACAACUGAUAAACCAUGUAUGGGAACCAAAACUAUGGAGGUUAUGGAGGGUACGCUCCAGGGGCGGCUCCCGGUAUGGGGCCAACAGGAGUCAGUCCUGAUGUGCAGCAGUGGUUCAACACAGUCGAUAAAGAUCGUUCUGGACAAAUAAACUGGGAAGAACUGCAAGGUGCUUUGAUAAACGGUCAAGGCAAAAAUUUUUCUGAAUCGGCUUGCAAACUGAUGAUUGGGAUGUUUGAUAGAGACAAAACAGGAACAAUUGAUGUUAAUGAGUUUCAGCAACUAUUUACCUAUAUUAAUCAGUGGUUGGCAGUAUUUAAAAACUAUGAUCGAGAUCAGUCUGGACAUAUCGAAGAGUCUGAACUUGCCCAAGCCUUGCAACAAAUGGGUUUUAAAUUCUCCCCAGAAUUUAUAAAAUUUCUAAUAGCCAAAAGUGAUCUUCAACACCAUAAACAAAUUUCAGUGGAUCAGUUCAUUGUUCUUUGUGUACAGAUUCAACGUUUUACGGAAGCAUUUCGCGUGAGAGACAAGGAAUUGAAAGGCGUAAUCACAAUUGCUUUUGAAGAUUUUCUUAGCGUCGCCAUUAAUUGUUCCACAUAGUACUGCAGAUAUUAUUUAAUAGAUGGUCUAAUUUUGUUAAGUUAGGAGUAAUUUAAAAGUCGUUUAGAUUGUUGAAAUGUUGUCGUUUGCUUUUUUCUUUUCUGCGCAUGUCAUAAAAUGGUUUUCUUAGGUUAAGCUCACUUUACAUUUCCAGCUAAAGAGACUUCACGCAUCACGCGCUUCAACAAUCUAGGGGAUUUUUAUGUUUCAAUGUUAUAAGUUCGAAUAUUUUUGUAGAAAAUUGUGUAACUACUUUCCUUUUAGCAACACGGAGCACGGUCGGUUAAUAAAAUUGUGUUGGAUGUUUAAAA
Zophobas morio is the source of this 1025-nucleotide messenger RNA. It is a transcript of the gene Pef, whose product is annotated as peflin. The transcript has 3 exons. NCBI's taxonomy places the organism in Eukaryota, Metazoa, Arthropoda, Insecta, Coleoptera, Tenebrionidae. Gene Ontology annotation, molecular function: calcium ion binding. The record is from RefSeq and is a predicted model, not a curated record. Gene Ontology annotation, biological process: COPII vesicle coat assembly. Bases 130 to 714 code for a protein of 194 amino acids.